UCCAAAAUCCUUUUCACCUUUCUUUUUCCUUCCAUUUCGAAUGGCAGAUCUCGUCAAUCGACCUCGGAGCGAGCUCACUGAAUUGGAACUCGCUCGCCUUGAGGAAUACGAAUUCACCGCUGGACCUUUGAGUGUUUUGCAACAAGCUGUCAAAAACCAUGACCAAGUCUUAAUCAACUGCCGCAAUAACAAAAAGCUACUGGCCAGAGUAAAGGCUUUUGACCGUCAUUCCAAUCUUGUUUUAGAAAAUGUCAAAGAAAUGUGGACGGAGCGUAAACGAAAUGCCUCUGGAAAAAAGGGAAAAGCCGUCAAUAAAGACCGCUUUAUAAGUAAAAUGUUUUUGCGUGGAGACGGCGUUGUCCUUGUGGUACGCGUCCCUUCUGCUUAAUGUAUAUUGGUGGUUACUUCGGAUAGACUAUGAUGACCAUGCUGCUUAUCUGUUUCUAUUUUUUUUAUAGCUCUUCCUAGUCUCUUAUGAAUCAAUAAAGUCUCCUUUAUUCUUUUACAAAAUGUACUUUACUAUAUCUAACGUUAUACCACUUUUUUCUCGACCUUCUACUGUUCCGAUCACGUCCAAUACUCUCAACACAUCUUCGUUUUCA
Molecule: messenger RNA, 602 nt
Organism: Schizosaccharomyces octosporus yFS286
Lineage: Eukaryota; Fungi; Ascomycota; Schizosaccharomycetes; Schizosaccharomycetales; Schizosaccharomycetaceae
Product: Sm snRNP core protein Smd2
Exons: 4
Coding region: 41-388 (115 amino acids)
Biological process (GO): spliceosomal snRNP assembly; RNA splicing
Cellular component (GO): U4/U6 x U5 tri-snRNP complex; U5 snRNP; precatalytic spliceosome
Molecular function (GO): RNA binding
Source: RefSeq, a predicted model, not a curated record